Molecule: messenger RNA, 2140 nt
Organism: Gadus morhua (Atlantic cod)
Lineage: Eukaryota; Metazoa; Chordata; Actinopteri; Gadiformes; Gadidae
Gene: cxxc5a
Product: CXXC finger protein 5a
Exons: 2
Coding region: 113-1021 (302 amino acids)
Cellular component (GO): nucleus
Molecular function (GO): methyl-CpG binding; zinc ion binding
Source: RefSeq, a predicted model, not a curated record
CCUCCUCCUCACCCAGGCCCACCUUUCCGUCCUUAACCCCCCUCCCCCCCUCAACCAGACCCACACACACCCCGUCCCGUCCCCCCAGCGUCGGGGGGGGGAGAGACGGACCAUGUCCGGCGGGCCGUCCGAGGGGGGCCGCGCCGACGAGCUGGAGAGGAGCGGCGCCCGGCAGGACUCUCCCGUCGUCGAGCGACGCAACCGCAGCGGCAUCAUCAGCCAGCCGCUCAACAAGAGCCUGAAGCACUCCCGCACCCUGCUGCAGUACACCGCCGCCGCCCCCCCCGCCGCCGCCGCGCCCCACGGCCACGGCCACGGCCACCACGGCAACCACCACCACCACCACCACACCCACCACCACCACAAAGGACACGCCCACAAUGGCGAGAGCAACAAGAGGGACCCCUCGACCAAGCCCCCGCCCCCGGCCCCGCCCGCGCCCACCGUGGCGGCGCUGGCCGCGGCCAAGCUGGACCGGACCUUGGAGCAGGUCCUGGAAGGACAGAACGGCCUGCUGCACUUCGCCCAGGCCGCCGCGCUGCUGAAGCGGGCGGGCAUGGAGCACAUGCUGCUGCCCGGCGGGGGCAUGGGCGUGGGCGACGCGGGCUCGGGGGCCAGCGACCUGGAGGGCACGUCUGUCGCGGACGCCGUGGGGGGCCCGCUGGACUUCCCGUACGGAGUAGGGGGCGGCUUCCCCUUCAACCCGGGACUCUUCAUCAUGACGCCGGCGGGGGUUUUCCUGGCGGACAGCGCCUUGCACAUGGCCGGGCUGGCGGAGUACCCGGCGCAGAGCGAGCUGGCGUCCGCCAUCAACUCCGGCAAGAAGAAGCGGAAACGCUGCGGCAUGUGCGAGCCCUGCCGGCGGAGGAUUAACUGCGAGCAGUGCAGCAGCUGCCGGAACCGCAAGACGGGGCACCAGAUCUGCAAGUUCCGCAAGUGUGACGAGCUGAAGAAGAAGCCGUCGGGCGCGCUGGAGAAGGUGAUGCUUCCAACCGGCGCAGCGUUCCGAUGGUUCCAGUAGGCCCCGCCCCUCUGGCCCUGCCCCCUUUUCCAAAGCUCCGCCCACAAGUGCAAUGCCAGCCCUCCGAUUGGCUCCAGCAACACACACUGGCUCCUACACGUCAAAGACACAACACAAUACAAACAACACAAAAAUAGAUUCUCAAGAAAAACAAAACAGAAGCAGAAAUAAGAAGUAAGAAACCGGGGGAAACAGGAUGCACCUACUUAUUCCUUGAACCAAAAAUGAAACGUAAAGAAAAGCAUCUCUGGCAACUUUCAUUCCCUUUUCUAUGUUUCCAUUUUGGUACCGUUCGUCUGUUCUUUCCAGAGAUUUUUUUCUGUCGGAACUGUUCAUCGCCAAAACAGAAAUGACGGACUGAGUGUGGACAAUCAACUAAUUUCUGUGUUUGGUGUUAAUGUCGUUCACGUGUGGAAAGAUACCGUACUUGUGUAGAGAAUGUAAAUUUACAGUUAUAUUUUAAAGCUAGUCGCUAAUGGCAAACAAAAUAUUGUAAUUCUUCAGCAUUUUUGUUACCUUAAAAUCCCUCUCUUUUAUUAUUAAUUUUAGUUUCAGGCAAUGGUUUUGAAGAUCUGUCGUGGUCUUUGAAUACAAACAAACAAACCAGGAUGAAAAUUCAAACUGUAUAUCCAGAAUUUUCCGGAUUUGCAAGUGUUAAACGUCACGGUUUUUCAGUCACUUCUUUUUUCUUUUUCACUCGGACGAAGAGACGAUCCACCUGCUCUUCACUGUAAUAUCUCCCCCCCCCCCCCUCACCCUCCUCAUCCUCGCCCCCAUUCCUUCCGUGGGUCUGUGAAACUGGCGGCCUUAUGUUACUGCGGCCCUACUGAGCAUGUGCCAACGCGGCUCAGGGCGAUGGCACUGAGAGACAGCACUUGCGCCGAGUCUACCCUACUGAACGCACUGAAUCAAAAAAUAAUUUGUAUGUUUUUGUUUCAUUGUUUAAUUUUUCGUUUUUGUUUUUUUUAUUGUGCUCCUACUUUUUUUUGGGUUAUGUUGCUGGGUAGUUUCAGCUUUUUUUUUUGGAGAAGAAAAUAACCAAUCUUUGUAUCAUUUAGAAAAAAAAAUUGGACUGGUUUUGUGAAUAAAAAGGAAUGCAUGUAUUUGUGUCAAAAUUGA